ACCAUGAGAGAGCAGGGCCACCUUCAGCAGGGCCACCUCAUCUCGAGGACACUGGUCAGGCAGAGAGGUCCCAGUGGAUAUUAAAUUCACCUAGCCCGCCACCUCUCUGGAUUAAGCUGUUCAAUCUAAAGGAGGCCGUCUUGCUUCGUGGAAACAGCCUCUUUUCUUCAUCCAAGAACAAAGUUUUCCGCAGACAAGUUGCUUCCUUCUUUCUGAACUUAUUCCCAAUCCUUGGUUGGUUAAGAGACUAUAAAGCCUCUAAGUUCAAAGAUGAUCUGCUAGCUGGUUUAACUCUUGCCAGCCUCAGCAUACCUCAGAGCAUAGGAUAUGCUACUUUGGCAAGACUUGAUCCCCAAUAUGGCCUGUAUACAAGUGUAGUUCCUCCUCUUAUCUAUGCUGUCAUGGGGAGUUCAAGAGAAAUUGCAAUUGGGCCAGUGGCCGUAGUAUCAUUGCUGCUAUCUUCCCUGCUCUCGCAAGUGCAAGAUCCCGUUGCCAACCCCGAUGCCUACAGAAACCUUGCCUUCACAGUGACCUUCUUUGCCGGAAUGUUUCAAGCAACAUUUGGAAUUUUUAGGUUGGGAUUUCUUGUGGAUUUUCUUUCCCAUGCCGCGUUGGUUGGAUUCAUGGCAGGUGCGGCGAUCAUGAUUGGUCUUCAGCAACUCAAGGGGUUGCUGGGGAUCACACACUUCACCAACAAAACUGAUGCAGUAUCUGUUUUGGAGUCCGUUUAUAAGUCACUUCAUCAACAGAUCACCUCAGGUUCUGCAGAUAAAUGGCACCCUUGGAAUUUUGUCGUGGGAUGCUCGUUCAUGGUUUUCCUUCUCAUUAGCCGGCUUGUUGGAAGAAGAAGCAAAAAGUUUUUCUGGUUGCCGGCUAUUUCUCCUCUUCUAUCGGUUAUACUAUCAACUUUGAUUGUAUAUUUGACAAGAGCCGAUAAGCACGGGGUUAAUAUAAUAAAGCGCGUCAAAGGAGGCCUGAAUCCAAGUUCAGCUCACCUUUUACAAUUUCAGGGCCAACAAGUUGGACAGACAGCUAAAAUUGGCUUGAUUUCCGCCGUCAUUGCUCUCACUGAAUCUAUAGCUGUCGGCCGAUCUUUCGCUUCCAUUAAAGGUUACAAUCUUGAUGGCAACAAAGAAAUGCUAGCAAUGGGGUUCACGAACAUCGCAGGCUCUUUAACUUCAUGCUAUGUGGCAACUGGAUCUUUCUCAAGGACUGCAGUGAAUUUCAGUGCAGGAUGUCAAACGGCCAUAUCAAACAUUGUGAUGGCAGUCACCGUGCUCGUGUCUCUAGAAUUGCUUACGAGGCUCUUGUACUACACUCCAGUGGCUAUACUUGCUUCCAUCAUCAUUUCGGCCCUUCCCGGACUUAUUGACAUAAACGAAGUUUAUCACAUAUGGAAGGUUGACAAAUUCGACUUUCUUGCCUGCAUAGGUGCUUUCCUCGGCGUCUUGUUUAAAUCAGUAGAGACUGGGCUUCUUGUUGCCGUAAUCAUCUCGUUUGCAAAGAUACUGAUACAAUCAAUUCGACCUGGAAUAGAAGUUCUGGGCAGAGUUCCAAGGACAGAAGCAUUUUGUGAUGUUAGUCAAUAUCCCAUGGCCAUAAGCACUCCUGGCAUCUCUGUUAUUCGCAUAAGCUCUGGCUCACUUUGCUUCGCAAAUGCAAACUUCGUCGGAGAAAGAAUACUGAAAUGGGUCACAGAAGAAGAUAAGACUCAACAAGCAAGGGUGCGCGCAGUGAUCCUGGACAUGACGAACCUGAUGAACGUGGAUACUUCUGGAAUUUUGGCAAUGGAGGAGCUGCACAGGAGGUUGCAAUCCCGUGGCGUGGAGCUAGUUAUGGUGAACCCAAGGUGGCAAGUCAUUCACAAGCUGAAAGUGGCGCAAUUUGUGGAGAAGAUCGGAGAAGAAAGGGUUUUCCUUACAGUGGGUGAAGCUGUUGACGCGUGUGGGUCUACUAAAUUUUUGGCCCCUUGAGCGCGGGCGUUAACAUCAGUGACGGUCUGUUAUCUGUAUCCAUAAUUCAUGAAUAUGCUCUGCUUCAUGGGGUCCAUCAGCCUCCGUGUAGAUCCAAAAUUAAAUUUGGGCCUUAAAAAUGAAUGCCUCGAUUCAAUUAGGCUUUCGACAAUAUUUAGUUAUGACAAUGAGUUCAUUUCAUCUUUAAA
This is a messenger RNA of Prosopis cineraria, 2161 nucleotides long. RefSeq names its product low affinity sulfate transporter 3-like. Bases 402 to 1973 code for a protein of 523 amino acids. The record is from RefSeq and is a predicted model, not a curated record. NCBI's taxonomy places the organism in Eukaryota, Viridiplantae, Streptophyta, Magnoliopsida, Fabales, Fabaceae. Gene Ontology annotation, cellular component: membrane. Gene Ontology annotation, biological process: transmembrane transport. The transcript has 12 exons.